AUGCCCAAAAAGCGGAAGGACGAGAGCGAGCCGGAAAAGGUUUUCUCGAGUGUCUUCAGAGUCGCCGACUGGGGAGGGGGGCGCCCGCUCGGUUCGCAACCGAAUCUCAAAUCACCAUCCACUAUUUCAAUCCCACGAGUUGAGAGAAAGUGCAUGAUGCCUCCACAAAAGGUCGCCUGUAAGCUGUGCAAUCUGCGGCGCGUCAAAUGCGAUCGCAUACCCGGCUCUGCCUGCUCGAAUUGUCGUGUUGCCGGCGCCGAUUGUGAGCUUAUUGAGUCGAGGCGGGGGAAAUACACUCGAACUGUUACCAGACGACCUCGAGAGCGAGAGCGAGAACGUGCCUCGCCCUCUUCGCCUCCCCAACCUUCCGCAUCCACAGCAUCAUCGUCAACACCAGGGGAUGCCACCCCAACAUCCCACAAACCCCGGUCCUCAAACCGCUAUGUCAGCCCCUCUCUCUCCGAGGUUGCCGUGCACCGCGACAGCCCCAACGACGCCGGCAAAGUGGUGUACAUGGGCGACUCGGCAAACUUCAAAUACGUCCUCCACGAGGUCGGCGACCCCUUCUCGGACGGUAACACUGGUGCCAGCGCCGCCCGCCACUCCCGCUUCUGGGGCGACACGCUCCAGAAAUCCAUGGUCGAGAAACUGGAUCGGUACACGCAGUCCGCAAUUCACAACCUCCGCGCAGAGGACGAAGAGAUCCUGCGCUCCGCAGGCGCCUUUGCCCUUCCCCGGAAAGACCUCAGCGAUGCCCUCGUCGAGGUCUUCAUGCGCUGUUCAUUCCCCGCAUUUCCCCUUUUUCCACAGGAAGACUUCAUGCACAAGUAUACCGACGGAUCACUCUCACCAUUACUGCUAAGCGCCGUCUACAUGGUCGCGACCUUCCACGCCCCCGAAGCACUGCUGCACGAAGCCGGGUUCGCCUCGCGGUACCACGCCAGCAUGACAUUCUACCGGCGCGCGAAGGCGCUGUACGAUGCGGACUUCGAGUCCGAUGGGAUCUGCACGCUGCAGGCGACGAUUCUCAUGUCGAAUUGGUGGGCUGGGCCCGUCGAGCAGAAGGAUACGUGGUUUUGGUUGGGUGUUGCGGCGGGGUUGGCACAGGCGUUGGGGAUGCACCGAGCAAAAUCGUAUGAUAUGCUCCCGAAAGAGACGCAGAGGGUAUGGAGAAGGAUAUGGUGGGUUCUUUAUAUAAACGACAUCCACCAUGCCGCCGUCUACGGCCGACCACCGCACAUCCACCCGAGCUUCUGCGACAUUGCAUCUCUCCGGGAAGAAGAUUUCGAGCUCGAUGCGCAAGGUCCAAGUCCAAGUCCAGGCACAGGUCUGAGUACUGGUAUAAGCCACGAGGGCUCGUACGAGGGCAGACUGUACCUGAUCCACCUGGCUGAUUUGAUUACCCGGGUCGGCGAAUGCCUUGUCUCAAAACUCUCCUCCUCUCCACACACAGAAACAAACCAGACAUCCUACGACAAACUCCUUCAGUGGAAGGAGACCCUCCCGCCACGAUUCAGAGAGAUACCCUCCCUGAUAACGCCCGAAAAUGGGUUCUGGCCUGCGUUGAUUCACUUGUAUUAUUGCGACUACCAAAUCGUCUUCUACCGCAUGCUCUCCGAAACCCCCGUAACAGUCGGUCUCUCCUCUCCGCUCUUCGAAGCCGCCGCGCGAGUGAGCCGUCUUCUAGAAGACCUCGUUGCAUCGGGGACACUGCAUAAUGCACCUUUUCUCAUCUUACCCGCAAUCUUCGCCUCAAUCGUCGUCCACGCCUCCAACAUCCGGCGCGGCGAGCGCGACGUCCGGACCGUCUCCGAGCACCGUGCCGCACUCGCCAUGCACGUCCUCGACCGGUUCCAGGAUAUGUACCCGAUUGCGAUCUGGACGAGAUACUUGCUUGAUGGGUUGUUGAGGAUGUCGUUGGGGCACCAGGGGCAGGGGCAGGGUGGAGACUCGGAGAGGGAUGCGGUGGGAGAGCACGAGGGGUUUAGUCCGUCUGAUCCGUCCGGGUCGGGGGCUGGCUCUGUGCAGGGGCAGAUUCCAACGCAGCCGCAGGCGCAGACUUAUGCUGGGGUUCCAAUGGGUAUGCACGUCGGGGGACAAAUGGGCAUGGGACUGGGCAUGGGAAUGAGCAUACCCGUCGGAGUCGGAAGCCGGAACCCAUACCCCAUGCAACAAACGACAUCCUUCGAACGAAGCAUAAACAUGAACAUGCACGAUGUCCCCGGGGCCGAUUACACCGGCACGGGGACGGGAACAGGAACGGGGACACCGGGCUCUGGGGCAGGUCUACCAACGCCUGAAGGUGUCGCGACAGGGACUACAGAGAGCGAAGGUGGUUAUACUGCUUCUGCCGUCUCGGCAUCCGGUGGGGCUGCGCCUGUGUCUCUGGAAUAUUGGACCGAACACCGGCUUGCCGGGGUGCCGGUGUUGUUUCCGUUUAGCAAUAUGCUUGAGGAUGCCGGGGUUGAUCCGGAGACGUGCUUCGGGUCUUGGAAUAUAAAUCCAGGAGGGUUGGAGUAA
Messenger RNA from Aspergillus calidoustus, 2520 nucleotides. Lineage: Eukaryota; Fungi; Ascomycota; Eurotiomycetes; Eurotiales; Aspergillaceae. The record is from the annotation of a GenBank genome assembly.